AUGGAAACAAUCAGAUGUCAGGCAAGACUUAGUGUCAGUGGCACCAAUCUAACUUACAAUGGACAUCAGAUAUUUUUAUCUGGUGCUAACCAGGCUUGGGUAAAUUAUGCACACGACUUUGGACAUAAUCAUUACAGCAAAGGAAUACCAACGUUUGAAUCGACACAAAGUGACAUUCAGAGUCAUGGUGGAAAUUCCAUCAGAGUAUGGCUGCAUAUUGAAGGAGAAUCUACGCCCCAAUUUGACAACAAUGGCUACGUAACUGGUAUAGACAAUACAUUGAUCAGUGACAUGAGGGCUUAUCUUCAGGCUGCCCAGAGACAUAACAUUCUAAUUUUCUUUACUCUUUGGAAUGCUGCAGUAACCUCAAAAUCUCAUUACCGUCUUAACGGACUUAUGGUAGAUACAAGAAAACUCCAGUCAUACAUAGACCAUGCCCUCAAACCGAUAGCUAACGCUUUGAAAAAUGAAAAGGGCCUGGGUGGAUGGGAUAUAAUAAAUGAACCCGAGGGUGAAAUUAAACCAGGACAAAGCAGCUCAGAACCUUGUUUUGACACAAGACAUUUAUCGGGAUCUGGAGCAGGAUGGGCUGGACGUCUGUAUACUGCUCAAGAGAUCGGCAGAUUUGUGAACUGGCAAGCAGCAGCUAUCAAGGAAGUUGACCCAGGAGCAAUGGUUACAGUUGGAUCCUGGAACAUGAAAGCUGACACUGAUACCAUGGGAUUUCAUAACUUGUAUAGUGAUCACUGUCUUGUCAAAGCAGGAGGAAAGCAAAGUGGUACUCUGUCCUUUUAUCAAGUUCACAGCUAUGACUGGCAUCAGCAUUUUGGAAACGAAUCUCCCUUCAAACAAUCAUUUUCAAACUUUCGACUUAAUAAGCCCAUGGUAAUUGGUGAAUUCAAUCAAGAACACGGUGCUGGAAUGUCAAGUGAAUCCAUGUUUGAAUGGGCCUACACAAAAGGUUAUUCUGGCGCCUGGACAUGGAGCAGGACUUCUGGCAGCUUGAGUAAUCAACUACUUGGAAUGCAACAUCUGAAAUCUAGGAGUGACUAUGGACAAGUUCAAUUUGGUCUUUAA
This is a messenger RNA of Mytilus californianus (California mussel), 1077 nucleotides long. RefSeq names its product mannan endo-1,4-beta-mannosidase-like. Gene Ontology annotation, molecular function: hydrolase activity, hydrolyzing O-glycosyl compounds. The transcript has 6 exons. The record is from RefSeq and is a predicted model, not a curated record. Bases 1 to 1077 code for a protein of 358 amino acids. NCBI's taxonomy places the organism in Eukaryota, Metazoa, Mollusca, Bivalvia, Mytilida, Mytilidae.